GCGGCGGCAGCAGCUGCUGCUGCAGCUCGGGCGCUCCGGGAUGGCGUUCAUGGAGAAGCCGCCGCCCGGCAAAGUCCUGCUGGACGACACGGUGCCGCUGACAGCCGGGAUCGAGGCGAGCCAGAGCCUGCACUCCCAUACGGAGUACAUCAUUCGUGUGCAGAGAGGAAUUUCUAUGGAAAACAGCUGGCAGAUUGUUAGAAGAUAUAGUGACUUCGAUUUGCUGAACAACAGUUUGCAGAUUUCAGGCCUGUGUCUACCUCUCCCUCCCAAAAAACUGAUUGGCAAUAUGGACCGUGAAUUCAUAGCUGAAAGACAGAAAGGACUUCAGAACUAUCUCAACGUAAUCACCACAAAUCACAUACUGUCAAACUGUGAGUUGGUGAAGAAGUUUUUAGAUCCAAACAACUAUUCUUCAAACUAUACUGAAAUUGCUUUACAGCAGGUUUCCAUGUUCUUUCGGUCAGAACCCAAGUGGGAGGUGGUAGAGCCACUGAAAGACAUAGGCUGGAGGAUACGGAAGAAGUAUUUCUUAAUGAAGAGUAAAAAUCAGCCAAAGGAGCGGCUAGUAUUAAGCUGGGCUGACCUUGGCCCCGAUAAGUAUCUGUCUGACAAAGACUUUCAGUGUGUAGUCAAGCUCCUUCCAUCUUGUUCGCACCCUUAUAUCUAUCGUGUCGCCUUCGCCACUGUCAGUGAGACCUCAGCGUUGCUAAUUAGGACAUUUAAUGAAAAAGGAACCCUAAAGGACCUGAUCUACAAGGCAAAACCAAAGGACCCAUUCUUGAAAAAGUACUGCAACCCCAAGAAAAUCCAGGGUCUUGAGCUACAUCAAAUAAAAACAUUUGGACGACAAAUAUUAGAGGUGUUAAAAUUCCUGCAUGAAAAAGGCUUUCCUUAUGGCCACCUUCAUUCCUCCAAUGUGAUGCUGGAUGGAGACACUUGCCGCUUGUUGGACCUUGAGAAUUCCUUGCUGGGACUUCCUUCCUUCUAUCGAUCCUAUUUUUCACAAUUCAGAAAAAUUAAUACUUUAGAAGGCGUGGAUGUGCACUGCUUUGGUCACUUACUCUAUGAAAUGACUUACGGUCGGCCUCCAGAUUCAGUACCGGUGGACACUUUUCCUCCUGCACCAUCAGUGUCUGUGGUAAGCGUUUUGGAGUCCAUCCUGUCUUGUGAAGCCUGUAAGAAUGGUAUGCCUACAGUCUCCCAACUCUUACUAAUGCCAUUAUUCAGUGAUAUUUUACUAACCAAUUCUGAGAAGCCACAGUUUAAGAUCCCGACCAAGUUAAAGGAGGCACUGAAAAUUGCCAAAGAAUGCAUAGAGAAGAGAUUAGUUGAGGAGCAGAAACUGAUUCACCAGCAUCGGAGACUAACGAGAGCGCAGUCUCAUCACGGCUCAGAGGAAGAAAGAAAAAAAAGGAAGAUUUUAGCUCGGAAGAAGUCAAAGCGUUCUGCCCUUGAGAGCAGUGAAGACCACUCAGCAAAAUACAGCAACUCCAACAAUUCAGCAGGCUCUGGGGCGAGUUCACCUCUGACAUCUCCGUCGUCGCCAACUCCACCCUCUAAAGCAGGGGGAUCGACCUUCUCUCCACCACCCCCACCACCGCUGCCAGCUGCACCUCCACCACCAGACGUGGAUGUACCGACCCAGCUUUCCUCUCACUCUGUGAAUGGUACAAGCAGAGGAGCCUUGCUCAACUCCAUCCAAAAUUUUCAAAAAGAAACUUUGAAGAAAGCAGAAACCUGUGACCACAGUGUGCCCAAGAUCAGCUGAAGAGGAUUGUUUGCAUUUGGCUGGAAUAUUUAAGGUUUUCUUUUUUCCACGAAAAAAAUUCUUUUAGGUCAAAUACCUGAUUGCCCAGUGCAGAGCAGUAUAUAUUGUUUUGCAGCUGUCCUAUGUCAGAAUUAUUUCAGCUUUUUCAAGAAGAAAAUUAUUUUUCUAACUGUUGAGUGGCAGUACUAUGUAGUUUGAAUGGCAGUGGCAUAUUGAGAUAACUAUUUGGUUCCCUUAUUCUAGUUUUAGGGAACACUGCUCUUUCUCUGUAGAAACCAGUUUGAAGGUGCAACAUAUUGGGUCAGUAUAUUGACCAUCUGAGUGAAAAGGACAGGCUCCUAGCAGCAGUCCUGAGUCAAGACCUUGAAUUUUUCUGUUUCUAUUCCCCUUUUCCCCUUCAAAAGUAGCUCCAUGGAAAAGCACUGUUGCUUAAACUAUUUUCCCAUGCCUUUCUGGGGCUCUGGCCACUUUUGCUAUAAUAUCUAUAAUCCAAUUCAUUUUAGAUAUUAGCAGAAAACCCAGUUCAAAACAUACUACAUAGCAGGGGUUAGAAAGCACCCUCAAAGAUACAGGGGAAAUUUUGGCAUAACAAUAAGGGCUAUGAGAACCUUGUUAUAGCAAGAAGGUAGUGGCCAAGCUAGGGUCCCAGCACUGAUAUAGUGACAGCUAUCUCCAAGACAGUCUUACUAUUACAAGCUUGUAAAGUGAAGGGGGUUUGAAGUUGUUUGAAAUUUUCAGCUGUAUCCCAAGAUUCAGGAAAGAAUGGAACUGCCUGGUAGUUGGUGCUGGCCUGGAGUUAACUCCACAACUCCCUGGGAGCCCCCAGGGGGCUUUUUGGUCAAACAGCACUCCCAAGCCCUUUUUUCCCCCACAGGUCAUCCCCUCUGCCCCCCAAUCCAGUGUGUUUGCAGAGAAGGGAAUCAUCAAUGAUGCCACCUGCUUGGUGGUAGGGAAGAGUUCCUGGCAUCUAUUACUCCACUUGCUAUCAACCUGAAGCCCCACCUCCUGCCCAGAUGCUCUGGGCUCUGAAUCAACAGUAUCCACUGCUUCAGCACUUUAGGGUCUGGAACAAGCAUCCCAUUUGUUAUUUCCUUCCCACCCCCCAAAUUCCUCUGGCCCUGGCUAUAGUCAAGCAGAAGGAGCAGGGAGUUGGCUCAGAUGUAUGUACUGUCUGUAAAGCUGGGUGUGGUGCACGUGCUGUCUUAAAGGGGUUUGGAAUCAUGAGGGCUCAACCCUGUGGGCAAUUUCUUGCCUCUCCUGAGCAUGGUAAGGCUUCACUUUUAAUUGGACAUUAGCAUCUGCUCAAAUUUUAACAAGCAGCAGUGUCCAUGAUUACCCACCUUAAUCUGCUAAGGCAAAGGUUAUGGGUGUACAACUGUUCUCUAGUUGAAUAGCCAACAUUGUAUCUUUUAAAUCCACUAGUAGGGGACUUUACAAGUGAAUUUAGAAUCCUUAAUGACUUUUGAUCAUUGAAAAAAAUUGAACACACACUUUACAGAUUUUAAUGUCAUUUAUUUGGAGAGGUCCUUUAUGGGAUAUUGUGCUAAAACUUUAAACAAAUUGCACUUUAAAGGAUUGUAGGUAAUCCAUUUCUAAAUUCAAGUAUACAUCAGUGUUUGCUACUAUGCAUAAUAUCAUUGUGAUAAUCCCCUCUAGCCUGUGAUCUAUAUUUGCUGUAUUUUUUACAAUAAAUCAUGUCAGAACUCAUGGGCUGUAGCUGGGCUAGAUAUUUCCCAUAGAAUUCAUAGCAAUCCCAUUGAUUUAAAAAAAAAGGUGUAGAAGAUCCAAUUACUAGUGUAAAAAAAUAUAUUUUUCCAUUUCAUGUGGUCUGUGUCAACAGAUUUCUCUUGGAUCAUUUUCUUUAUUAAUAAAGGCUAACUAUCUGACUGCAAGCAAUGA
This is a messenger RNA of Ornithorhynchus anatinus (platypus), 3670 nucleotides long. It is a transcript of the gene PXK, whose product is annotated as PX domain containing serine/threonine kinase like. Gene Ontology annotation, cellular component: early endosome; extrinsic component of endosome membrane; late endosome. Lineage: Eukaryota; Metazoa; Chordata; Mammalia; Monotremata; Ornithorhynchidae. Gene Ontology annotation, biological process: protein targeting to lysosome; endosome to lysosome transport; early endosome to late endosome transport. The transcript is spliced from 18 exons. Bases 41 to 1771 code for a protein of 576 amino acids. The record is from RefSeq and is a predicted model, not a curated record. Gene Ontology annotation, molecular function: actin binding; ATP binding; phosphatidylinositol binding.